Molecule: messenger RNA, 2763 nt
Organism: Aspergillus ibericus CBS 121593
Lineage: Eukaryota; Fungi; Ascomycota; Eurotiomycetes; Eurotiales; Aspergillaceae
Exons: 6
Coding region: 1-2763 (920 amino acids)
Source: RefSeq, a predicted model, not a curated record
AUGAUUCAACACCGACAACGCUCGUGCAGCCUAAACCACGCUCACCCCUGUCCUUCUUCGAAGAGGAGAUGCUCCGAAGCGUCGCUACGUUUGAAGAGAGUCUCUCAGAUAAUUCUGGAACGCCUUGUCCAGAGCGGCAUUGACACGGCACGGGUCGCACCACAGUUGCUACAGCCUUGCCUCCCAACGGCACCCAAAAUUGAACUAUGGGAAAGGCUUCUGUACACGCCGAUGCGAGUAUCGAACAGGGAUCUCCAGGAAGCUUUGCCAAUCAACCCUGCAACGGCGACGAGAUUGCCCCAAGACCAGGAGCCCAGAAUGACGUUGUAUAUCCGGUCUUUCCAAAUGACGGUGGGCGAGCUGGAGAGUGUCGUGGCACAUCUCCAUGAGGCUGGACUUGAAUAUGCAAAGGGAACUAUCUGGCUGAACGCCAUGGAAGGCAUGCGUCCUAAUGACCUUGUGUACGUAAGGUACGUUGGACGGACGACGCGAGGAGCGUUCCGACGUCACCACGAGGAUCUUGUGACGCGCAAAUCAGGAUUUUUAUCGAAAUUCCUUACCUGCCUGGAGAGGGAUCAUCCCACAAUAAUCGACUCCGCAUCGCUUUAUGCAUUUCCGGACACCCAGGUCAUAACUGCCUCGGGAACUUGUCAGUACAUGGAAACCGUGGAAAAAGUGUGCAUCUCCUUACUCGGCCUUCCGUCCCUUCUCAAUCGAACACUUAGCAAUGAACAGCGCAAGAGAUUCCAAGCAUUAGGGACGAGAACAAUCGCACGGCUGUCUCCGUUGCGCUUUGAAGUCCUGCAACGGCGUACUCAAAUCUCAGCUUGGGCUGCGGACAUUCAGCAAUAUGCACGAGACCAUCGAGUAACGGUUUCCCUUUUUAGAAACAGGUUCCAUGACUUUUCAGAUGCGCUUAAGACAAUGAUGGUUGAUCAAGCGAUGCCUUCACGACUAGACGGAAGAUAUGUACUUCUCCUGACUGUCGGGGCCCGGCAUCACAAUUCAGCAUUGAUGUUAAAGUCCUCAUUGAAUAGACUUUGGGCCUGGGAGGGGGAGGACACUGGCACAAGGAAUUGUUUCGAUGAGUUGGUCUCUGCAGGGGUAUUCCCAUUCGUGGAUCUCUGUCCGUGGUACAAGGCAGAAGGACCGGAUCUUUUGGCGGCCACGGGAUUCCUGAAGAGGUAUACAAUGCUUGUCCGGCCACUUGUCAUUCUCACAAUGUCUGCAAAAUCUUCGGCUACGAUAGCCUCCGGGUUCACGCAUCCGUUCGGCUACCCAUCGUCAUGUCGCUUUUGGACGGAAGUCAGUCGACUCAACUUGGUAUACUGCGACGGGCUUUGGUACAUUCAGAUCCCGUGCUUUCAUCCUGGUCAAGGCCGGUUUUCUAUCGAGCCGGAAGUGUUCGCUAGGGUCUUGGAUAUGACCCUGUGGGUCCUUCUUCUGACGAUCAGUACGGCCCUCGACUCCGCGGAGACGUCUUGGAACGAAAGCAGAGAAGACUGGUGUAAGCACAUCAAACAGGAGGUUGACAGUGUCCUUUGUGAUAAGCAGUUCUACAAGACCUUUGAUCGUCUAAAGGAAGAGCUCCAUGCGGAGCGACCCAAAAAGGCACCGAAGAUCUUGGAUGCGAGUAAUAGGUCUAGAAUUGCUAUUGCGACCAGGAAAGAUAUGGAUCGUUUCGUCUACAGCGGGUUUGCAGCCGGUGAUAUCAUGUCGGACCGCCGCAGACAGCAGGCGUAUCGCCUUUGGAACUUAAAUCUUCCCGAACUGCAUGUCCACAUCAGUCGUGAAAAUGCGCAUGAUUGGUUUUUGUGGGCUAAUGCAGUGAGGCCUGGGACGUCCUUUUUCGUGGAUGCCAUAGUAACAGCACUGAGCCCAUCGAUUACCGGACACAAUCAGAGCAAUUGUUCUGUGCCUGAAUUCCCAUCUUCCCCAGUCCUCUCUGAUGGGAUCCAGGCGUUAGUUGCGGGAAUACUGCUGCAACGAAAUGGCGGACUCUCAUCGGCAGAAGUUAGAGAAGAGGUCACUGCCGAGCUUUCAAGCAACCUUGACGUCUGGCAGUGGGUUCAUGUCGCCAGAAUGGCCGAGGCAAUAUCACCCGACCGGGUGUUGCGAUUCAAGCCAGUGUAUCUAUCACAACUCAACGCGACUGAGGUCUUCAUCUGGAAGAAUCGCACCUUUGGCAUCUACUGGGUAGACCCCCACGGGGAGAAACACAAAUUUAUCAUGUGUCCUCCUCAAUCCAGCCACGAAACCACCAGAGCAGGAAGGAGGUUCAUAUUCUUCACCGAGAACGGCAUCGAUCUGCGCGAUGAAGCCGGCUCUUCAUUCCUAAGUUACGCUGGAGCUUUGGGACCCCGCAAUCGGGUCACAUUUCCCGUACAGCGUCUCUCAGGCAGCCAGAAAACUGCGGAACAGGGUUAUAAGCUUAUAGAUCUGUGGCAGAUGGAGACGGGAUUGAAUUGGGAAAGGACUAUAUCCCAAAUGGUUAUCGAAGCCCCCGAAACACUCGGACCACCGGGUGCAGAUCCUCUCCCGAGGGCCUUCUUUUAUGGGGAGGGGCGAGAAUUGAUCCGGCCAAACUGGUCCGAUGACAGGCUUCAGCCCUACAAGGAGCCGCCGCAGCCAGCAGAUGAAACCUGGCUUCUGCUACGCUGUCUGCAAGAGCAUUGGCCGACUGGGGGCACAUUGUUCAUUGGGGACCCUGAAAAAUGGCCAGCGCGAGUGGAGAGCAAUAUCUGGGUCCACUUCAGGCAGUGA